AUGCAAGAAUUACAACAAAAAUCUAAUGAAUUGUUACAGGAGGAAAUUCGGAGAGCAAUCCGGGAAAAAUUGAGUCGUUUUACCUUUCCUUGUCCUCAUUGUCGGGAGGAUAUUAAUGAUGAACAUUUUGGCAAGGAACAGCGAGCUUUUGGCUAUAUUAAUGAAGUA
Molecule: messenger RNA, 168 nt
Organism: Funneliformis geosporum
Lineage: Eukaryota; Fungi; Glomeromycota; Glomeromycetes; Glomerales; Glomeraceae
Source: the annotation of a GenBank genome assembly